This is a messenger RNA of Protopolystoma xenopodis, 309 nucleotides long. The record is from the annotation of a GenBank genome assembly. NCBI's taxonomy places the organism in Eukaryota, Metazoa, Platyhelminthes, Monogenea, Polystomatidea, Polystomatidae.
AUGGUGCAAUAUUACGUGUGUCAUGUUGGCCAAAACGCAAAAUGCACAACCUCAGGUACCGAACGAUCGCAUUUGCCGACACUUACGCCUACGCUACCAAGAGAAUUGUCACCUCAACCGGGCGAGUGGGAGAAGUCUAUGGGCCGACAUGAACCAAUGGGUGAGCAUGAGCUGGAGGCAAAUGGGCAACGAAACAGACGCAUGAAUGAGCUGACUUGUGGCCCUCCGGUGGCGAGGGAGAAGGCCAGUUGUGUGUUGACGCACAGCCGAGAGAAAAGUAAAACGACCAGCUACGGCGCUUACAUGUAA